CCUGCCUGCUUUAGGCGAACGGGGACCGCGCCUUUCUGAGCCGCUGGUGACUCGGCCGGCCCGGCUGCUGACUCCGCAAAUCCACUCGCCUUUGCCAGCGUCGCCCAAGCAAAGCUUCCACCACCGCGCCGCGCCUAUAAAUGGCGCCCUCGGCGGCUGCGCUCCGGUACCAAUCCGCGAUUCCUUACACGCUAAGGCGUCGACCUCCAGCUCUUCUUCUUCCAUCCUUCACCGCGACGCCGGCGAGACCAGCGGCGCCCAGAUCUCUGCUCUUUUCCGCUGAGCUUGCUCUAGCAGACAUGAGGAAGUCGAGCAGCACCGGCGCCCAUGUCAUCGGGGUCCCGGUCACCUCCAAGGCGUUCGGGAUAGAGGCGGCGGCUUCCACCAGGGAUCCGUCGUCGUUCAGGAAGGGCAACGGCGACCACCUCGCUGUCUCGCUCACGCACCCCAGCCCGUAUGCGUCUUUCGGCUACAACCACAGCAGCAAGGGCCAGGUGGUCCACUGGGUCAGCAAGCUGAGCAGGCGGGCGCAGGGCUUCAGGGAGCAUGUGACCUUGGGCCCGAAGCUGUCGGAGACGGUGAAAGGGAAGCUAAGCCUGGGCGCGCGGAUCCUGCAGGCCGGCGGCGUCGAGCGCGUGUUCCGGCAGGCCUUCUCCGCCGACAAGGGCGAGCGGCUGGUCAAGGCGCUGCAGUGCUACCUCUACACGACGGGCGGCCCCAUCGCCGGGAUGCUCUUCGUGUCCACCAGGAAGGUCGCCUUCCGCAGCGACCGCCCCAUCACGGUGAGCUCGCCCAGGGGCGACACGGCGCGGGUCACCUACAAGGUGGUGGUCCCGCUCCGGCGGAUCCGCGAGGUGCGGCCCAGCGAGAACGCCGACAGGCCGGAGGAGAAGUACAUCCGCGUCGCCACGGUGGACGGCUUCGAGUUCUGGUUCAUGGGGUUCGUCAGCUUCCAGCGGUCGUGGAGGUGCAUGCAGCAGGCCGUCUCGGAGCUACAGUGACCGCGCGGCCUGGGUGGUGAGGAGGAGGAGGUCCGGUGCAUGUAUGGCUGCCCUGUCGGCACGACGAGAAGAGGAUGCUACGGCCUGCGUCGCCAUCUUUUGUUGCGAGGUAGCCGUGUAGCUAAAGGUUGCCCCAAUAAUCUAAGCCGGGGCAAUUGAGUUCCUUCCGCGUACGAUUUGGAUCAACUUUGUGUUGCUCGAAGCGGUUGCGUGAAGCAUGGACCGGGAAAUUAACCAUUUAUGCAUGUUGUUGUUGAAUGGAAGAGCUCGCCUUUUUUAAAAAAAAAAAUUAUGCUGUGCCUCUCUCAUCUUUGUACUACUGUGUGUCCAGAAGAUGGUGAAAAUUUACCUCUGACGAGUUUUGGUGGUACGAGAUUCAAAAACUGAAAA
Molecule: messenger RNA, 1391 nt
Organism: Panicum virgatum (switchgrass)
Lineage: Eukaryota; Viridiplantae; Streptophyta; Magnoliopsida; Poales; Poaceae
Product: putative GEM-like protein 8
Exons: 3
Coding region: 141-1001 (286 amino acids)
Source: RefSeq, a predicted model, not a curated record